Molecule: messenger RNA, 1760 nt
Organism: Panicum hallii
Lineage: Eukaryota; Viridiplantae; Streptophyta; Magnoliopsida; Poales; Poaceae
Product: B3 domain-containing protein IDEF1-like
Exons: 9
Coding region: 270-1382 (370 amino acids)
Molecular function (GO): DNA-binding transcription factor activity; DNA binding
Source: RefSeq, a predicted model, not a curated record
GAGAGAGAGAGAGAGCAGGCCGAGGCAGAGAGCCCUUCCUUCCGAAACAAAAUCCCCUCCCCUGCCCUCCCACCGUGGCGAGGAGAGACGAGGAGAGGGGGUCGGAGCGGGCAGAGGCAGGCAGGCAGCAGCUCAUCUCGUGACUGCAGCUGGCCUCAAGCGGGCGACCACAUCCAUCCACCCACCCAUCCAUCCACCCAUCCAUUUCCCUUCCCACCCUCGCCCGCGGCGGCGGCGGCGGCUCCUUCCCCCUUCGACGCAUCGCAGGAAUGGGGCAGAUGGGGGGUCCCGACGGCGACGGGGGCGCCCACCCCCACCACCCGUACCACUACCAGGCGCUCCUCGCCGCGGUGCAGAACCCCAACCAGGGCUUGCACGCCUUUCCCCUCCCCUUCCACGUCCCGCUCCACCACGCACCGCAAGGAGGGCAGGGAGCAGGAGCACCCGCCGCCGGUCCAGGGCCAGGGCCAGCAGCUGAUACAGCCGCCUCCACCCACAAUGCUGCUCCCCACUCUCAGCAUUCAAGAGGUUUUGCCGAUUGGAGCGCUUCCAGCAGUGCCUUCGCGUCCGUUUCCGCGCAGCCCGCCCCUGCUACCACCAACGCACCACCCUUCCCGUACAACCUCUCCCAGUCUUACACGCUAUGGUCCCAUUACAUGCUUAACAAGAAUGCGAUGCCCUACUCUUCUUAUCCCGCACCGCAUGAGGAGAACCUGCACCCACUGCGCCAUACUCACAUCCCGCCGGACAAGGAUUCAGGUUCUACAUAUUCCAUGGAAACAGCAGGUUCUGCAUCCAGCCUUGGGUUUGACUCUUUCACUACUAUGUCCCUUGGACCAAACAUAUGCGCCCACAUGUCUCCCAUGGAAGGAUCUUUACCUGCCAAAGAAGCUGAGAAUUCAGAGGAUUUGCCUACAGUAGUUAGAAACAGUGACGAAAUGGACACUAUGAACAGUGAUGAAGUCCAUCGUGACACAGCUGCCACUCUUCCUGAGUCAAAGCCUAGUCAUGAAAGCUGCACCACGAAGUUCAACUCUGGAGAGUACCAAGUUGUUUUGCGCAAAGAGUUGACAAAGAGCGAUGUUGCAAAUGUUGGGCGAAUUGUGCUUCCCAAGAAGGAUGCUGAGGCUAGUCUUCCACCGUUGGUGCAAGGUGAUCCUCUGAUACUGCAGAUGGAUGACAUGGUGCUUCCUGUUACAUGGAAAUUUAAGUAUAGAUUCUGGCCAAACAACAAAAGCAGAAUGUAUAUUCUGGAAGCUGCAGGUGAAUUUGUGAAGACACAUGGUCUCCAGGCAGGGGAUGCGCUCAUAAUCUACAAGAACUCCGUGCCCGGCAAAUUUAUUAUCCGUGCGGAGAAGGCCAUUCAGCAGACAAACCCCUAAACCCAGCUUGAUGUGGGUGUAGCAGCGUCAAAGAUGGCUUUGAGGAUAUGAAUUCACCAUAAGUUCACAACUGAAGGCAUUGUCAACUUUCAUGACUGGGUUACCAUCACAAUGGAUGAGAUUGAAAAGAGAGAAUCACGAAUCUGACUUAUUGACUCCUGGUGGAUGGAGAGGAGAGAAAUUUUGGGAGAACAUUGAAAGUGCUGCCAACGAGCCUACAUCUGAGCAGGACAAGUAGUUUGCAUUUUGUUUCCCUUCUAAUUCGGUUGUAUUUGGAUGCUCGAGUUCUGCAUUGCAUUCUGAACAACAUUCGCAGUACUUUUUUCUUGUAAAUAUUUUGGACCUAUAAGAUAAAGGAAUUGGUCUGGAACUUAUGCA